AUGCCCUGCUGCGGAGGCCAUGGCAGUGGACACAGGCAGCCACCACCCCUGCUUGUGUCGAGAACGCAGGGGCCGGGGUUUGCCGCCGGAGACGCGCUGUUGAACCUUUCAGUCCUCAAGACGCUGAGCGAGCACGUCGAUGCAGCUACUGCAGUAUCAUGUUACUCUGUUUGCCGAGCUUGGCGGGAGGCUUUCGGUCUCAGUUGCCUGAACUCCACGCUAUGCACUAGCGAACCUGUGGACGGAACGCGUUCUCGUUUCGCUGCCAACUUGCACGGCGCCGUGACGCUCGAGGUGACGCAACCCGCGGAGAAGGCACAGCGGGGCUUCGAGCGCCAUAUCGCUGCCCUGUCCCGGAACAGACACUUCCUGCAGUUGAAAGUGCACUUGCCGGUGCGGGAGGCUGGCGACCCACAGCUGUCUCUCGGCGGCCUCAGCAAUCUGCAACCGCUGACACAGCUGACGUCGCUGGUCAUCUCCCGCAAUCCGGCCUUUACCAGCGCGCCGCACAACCUCUCUGAGGACGACGUCAACGCGCUGAGCUCCCUACGCAGUCUGACGUUUUUGGAACUGUGCACCGCCGUGCCGCCGCCGCUUGGCCUGGACAAGCUCGCUGGCCUGGCGACCGGCUUCCUGACCCAACUGCGCACACUCGCUUUCGGGCACACCUCUGCGUUGUGGCGCAUUCCGGAGGUCGCACGUCUUUGCCAGUUGCUGGACGUGUGCCCACUGCUGACGGACCUUCGCCUUCGGUGCUGUGCGCCCCCUAAAGAUUCCAAGCAACUUCCAGACUUGAUGGCGUUGCCGCUGCCGCAGCGAUUGACCAAUUUCGCCCUGACCUUUGCGCGGCGGCUCGGCCGUGGCGAAGGCGGACACGCAGGCGGGGUCGGACAUGCCGCUCCUGGAGCUCACAUCGGCGUCGGUGAUGAUGGCGAUGAUGAUGCGGAGGCGCGGUACGGCGAGUACGAGGAUUUGGACGAUCCCUGGGAUUCGGUGGACCAUCUGGCUCCGAAACCCGGCUUGCAUGUGCUGAUCGUGGAAAAGGGAACGCGCGUCACGCGUAUGGAUAUUAACGUCACUAUCACCGUGUCAGCGGCGGCGCUGCCAACUAUCUCUUUGCCAGGGUCACGGCAGCAGCGAAAGUCGGUCUGGCGGCGGCGGCGUGGCGUGGCGACAGCAGCAGCAGCAGCACCUGGCCGUCGAGUCCGUCGAGUUGCACUACCCGAUAGCGAUUGCGACAGCGACGAUAAUGGCGAUGGCGACGGCGGUGCUGCUGACGAGGAGGACGUGCCGCCGUACGACGUGACGCCAAUGGUUCUUGCCGAGUACCAGCGGCUGCUGCAGCAGGAGCUGGGGCUCUCGGGUUCCUUAGCUGAGCCGGAGGACCUCCACCUAGGGGUGCGGGUGGACAUUCUGGAGGAUGAGGAGGAAGGCCUUGCGGCCGCCGCGGCAGCCGCCGUGAACAACAUCCAGCAGCAGAUGCAGGGCGGCCCGGCGCCCCUCCAGGUGCUGGCGCACCUUCAUGCAGCCCUGAAUGCUAUGCAGCAGCAGCAGCACAACGGGAAUAAUAACAACAACAACGAUCAGCACCAGCCGCAGAUGGGGUUGCCUAUGGGGCUCGCUCCGGCACUGGCGGCUGCAGCGGCCGGCGGCGGCGGUGGUGGUGGUGGUGGUGGACUGCCAGGGCAGCUCCCACCUGCGAUUGCGCUUCUGCUCAACCACAUGGCGCAGCUGCAUCUCGGCGGCGGCGGUGGAGCUGCCGGAAACAACAACAACAACAAUAACAACGGCGCUGCUGUAGCCGAUGGCACCCAGCAGCAGCAACAACACCAAAACGCGAAUCAGCAGCAACAGCACCACCACCACCACCCGGGAGGAGCUGGCGGAGCGGAUCGCGGCGCAGCGGCACCGCUGGCGGCCAGGGUCUUGCAGCUGCAGCUGGGUCCCUUGAGCCCCCACAUGUGCUAUCUGAACCUGGCGUUGGUGCCCAUGGUGACGCAGCUGGCCAUGGUGGCCCAGGAGCUUGGGCCCAACGGCGAGGAGGUGAUACAGCCGCCGCAGCCUCCUGCGGACACGAAGGUGGCGCCGGUGUUGCUGGAUCUCCGUGGUGGCGGCUACACGCAGCUGAAGUCGCUGGCUAUUACAGGCUAUGUAGACCAAGACUGCAGGCCCGCUGCGUGGAUGUCCCGCGGCUGGCUGGCCCACAUCCCGGCUGGUAUGCCCUCCCUCGAGUACCUGGCGCUGUACGAUACUCUGCCGGCGGCGGCCAAUGACCCCACGGCUAUCGAGGGCCUUCGGGCACUGUCCCACCUGGAGCACCUGGAGCUCCGGCCCCUCUACCUCCGCUUCACAGCCGAGGUGCCCUGCCCGUUAUCCGCACCGCCACCAGUGCUGCCCCCCAAGCUGCUGCAGUUGACUCUCAAGAAAGUCACCAUCCCCGCCUCGCCGUCGCCGCCUCCACACCUACCGGCGGGCGCAGCAGCGCCAUCGAGUUCUCCAGCGGCCCUGGCGCUGCUGCCGGACUUGUCCACGUUGACGCACCUGUGGCUGUUUGAUUGCGUGGCGCCGGACUUGUUGGUGUUUCGCCGGGCGACCCGGCUGGAGGACCUGCGACUGGGGGGCACCACUACCACCACGCGCCUGUCGGACCUGCUGCCCUGCUUUCCCUGUCUGCGGGGCCUUAUUAUGGACUGCAGCUAUACCGUGGCGCCUGGAUGGUGGUCGGCAAAGCAGAUGUCUUCGCUGCUAGGCCUACGCUGCCUGCGGUCGCUGCAGAUUGACGCUGCCUCACUCGAACCGCCGCCGGCGGCAACGGCGGCGUCUCGUGCCGCUGGAUCUUCAUCAUUGCGGACUAUCACACUCUCAUACGCGGCGGGGGCCUCUGGAUCAGGCGGUCCAGCGGCACGAAAACCGCAGAGCAGAGCCUCCGGCUCGGCUACGGCCCAUCGCAUCAUGGACAGCGACGAUGACAGUGACGAGUACUUGAGCACCGAAGAGGAGUCUCUUGUGCAUCUGAGCAGCGGCGGCGGAGGAGGGGUAGCAGCUGGAUUGAACUCAGGGACGGCGACGGCAUCAGGAGACGAAACCCUGCUGGAUCAAGCAGGAGCCGGUGCGGCGGGGCCGCAGAACCCGGGCGGCAGCGGUGCGGCUGCCAGGAGUGAUGGGCCUGGAGGUGACGAAGUGCCAGGCGCCAGUGGUGAGGUAGUAGCGUUGUCGACCAGCAAAGAUAGCAGAAGCGAUUUGGCGUCAGUCAUGGUUGUGCUCUCGGGCCUGACACAGUUGACGGACCUCACCCUGUCGUUUGAUACGCCGACAUUGUUCUUAGAUGAGGAUGAGGAGGAUGAGGAAGAGGAGAACGAUGAGGACGAUGCGGAUACAGAUGCGGAUGAUGAUAGCUAUGAGAGCAGCGGCUUGGCUGCGGCCGCCGGUGCCGCUGGCGGUGCGGGGCCGUCCAUGCCUGGUGCAGCGAGCCAAGGCGCCAAGAGAGGCGGCGGCGGCGAUGGCGGGGGGGGAGGAGCCGGUAGCAGCGGUUCUGCAGCUGGGCGACGUCAUACGGAGCGGGUGUACGACGCGUUAUUGUCCGUACAUUCGUUUGUGGCGCUGACAGCGCUGCGGGGCUUGUGGCGUCUUCGCAUCGGGCUGCCGCAUGGCACGUUGUGGGAGGACGUGACCUCCCGGUUGCUGCCGAUUCUGCGGAUUGCGAUGGACAAGACAUGCGUGGAGAUGGAUGUUCUGUGAAUCUCUAUAAUACAUAACUUCCAUAGUCAUGGGGCUUGGGUUCGAAUCCCCUCAUUGCGCGUAUGUGAGGACAAGAGAUGGUUGGGGGCUGUGCGGCUGUUGCAUAUCGGGAGGGGCAAUGGGCUGUGGUUGCCUUUACGUGUGCGUGUGUGUGCGUGUGUGUGUGUGUGACGCACGACGCGAGCAGGGCUUGCUUUGACGGAAAGGAGUAAAGGCAUUGGCUGGGCAGUGUCAUAACCAACAAGGUGUUUUAAAAAGUCCUUAAGUCGUGUACUGCGCGUUGUGGGUUUUUGGCGCACUGUGAACACAGUGGAGGUGGAUGUUCUGCAGAGGGCCGAAGGCUGAGGGUUUUCCACCAGAUAUGCUGAGG
Molecule: messenger RNA, 4108 nt
Organism: Volvox carteri f. nagariensis
Lineage: Eukaryota; Viridiplantae; Chlorophyta; Chlorophyceae; Chlamydomonadales; Volvocaceae
Exons: 7
Coding region: 1-3738 (1245 amino acids)
Source: RefSeq, a predicted model, not a curated record